CUAUUUCGUCGACAAGGCAAUGUAAACAACAUGGCCUCCAAGAUUUGCUUCUGCUUCUGCCAGAUAAUUUGCUCUCUGCUUUCUCGUUAUCCGACGUCUGAUGGUAGUAGAAUGAAUCACAUGUUUAUCGCAUAGGAUAUAAUUCCUGCCAAGAUGUCUAUGUACAGUACCAGACCAACCACAAUAAGAAGUGGCAUUACUUUGAAGCCAAAAUAUAAUGUCCAACACUGUUCAGAUAAACACACAGAAGAACAGAAAGAUAUAGUGAGAAAUGCUCAGGCAGAACUACAUACGAUUAUUACAGCAUUGGAAGUAGUGAAGUCAGAUCAAGAGGUUGACCGACUUAGAGAGGACUGCGUGAAAAUCAAAGAAAAAGUAGAUAAAGCUUUGUUGACCUUGAAAAUCUUGUAUAAGAUAAAUGCUGAGUUACAGUAUGCCAGAGCAGAUGUCAGGAAUGGAGAAGGGGAGCUAAUCACUAUUGCUCGUAAACGUGUAAAAUGGUUAGAGGAUCGUAUGGCCACGCUAUGUGGUAAAAAUAAGCGUCAGGCUUUCAAAGUUUUGGAUGUGACUAUUGGUCAAACUGGACUAAGACAAUCUCAUAAAACAUACACAACAGCUGUAACGUUUCGAUCAGACAGUGAGGACUUUAGUGAACAGAGACUCCCUCCCAUUAGCCAGAGACCAGGUUAUUCUGAUGAUGAAGGACCUAGUUCACUGUAUACACCAUCUAUCAGUGGAUCAGAAGAUUUACAGGAACUACAGAGAGGGCAGAGAGGGAUGAUGGACACACCUAUGUCAGAGGCCUCAUCAGAAGUACCUACUACUACAGCUUACAAACAAGUGGAGGAAGAAUCAGAUGAAUCUGAUAUAGAAUCCAGUACAAAGAAAGGAUCCAGUACUAGUUCUUCUGAGAGAAAAGAUACCAGUUCAGGACAGUCUGAAGCUGGGGACCAGUUAGGUGAACUGCCUUCUGUAUUCCAGAAGAAAGAAUUUAUACAGACAAGUUCUCCCCAACCAAUUGUUAUAACAGCUACAGUUCAGGAAGAAGAUGAGGAUGAAGAAGAGGAUGAAGAUGAGGAGGAAGAAAAAGAGGAUGAUGAUAAAGCUCAAGGUCAAGAGGAAGUACAACCUGAUAAGGUCAAAGGUCAGGAACAAGAAGCAGUUGGUGAACAAGAGGAGACACAAGAGAAAAGUGGUGCUGAAAAGCAAGAAAAAACUUUCCUUACAGAAGUUUCUGCUGUCACAAACAAAAGUCGUGUAACCAUAGUAACACCCACAAGAGAAGACACACGACAAGAAUUUCCAAAUAGUUUAAAUCAGAGGUCCAAUAAUGCAUUUUUAAGAGAUGUUGAAGAAGAAAACCGAGAUGUUGUAUUGGAGUACUGGCAAUCAGAACAUCACAGAUUUGAGUACGGUGAACAUUAUGAUGUUAUGUUACAGUUAGAUCCUCUGUCGUAUCAUCAGAUGCCUCUAGCUGUACCUGGUAGUUUCCUACAAAAAUAUGAGAAAGAAUUUGAAGGUCUUCCAUGGAGAAAGUUGGAAAAACAUGAAAUCGAUGUUUCAACUGUUUACAAAGGAGAUUUAGAUAAGUUGGCUAAGAGAGUAUACAGAAUGUAUGACAAAGUGUACCAGGCUACAAUGUUAUCUGUCAAACCAACUAAGGUAGAACAUGAGAGGACCAGAUCACAGUCACUCAUCUUUCAAAGCAGAGAAAUGAUGAGCAAAGAGAGUACAAUGGUGGGUUCAACAAGGAUGCAGACAGCUGCCACCAGUUGUUUACCAAGUGAGAUAGCCAGAAUGAUGUCCGUUCAACCAGCCAUACCAAUUAAAAUGCCAAAGAGAUUAUUGAAUAACAGAAAAUCACCUCCAAUAGUGUACUAUCCUAAACCUAUACCUCCCCCAGAUGUUUUACCAUUGACUAGAACUACAAGAGGAAAGGAGUACCCUAGAUUGGUAGAGUCCUUCACAGAUCCUGAUCCUGUUAAGCGCAAACCUGCUAUUCGUGUCUGUGAUCAGGGUAAACUUGCACAGGAAACCAGAUUAACACUGUAUAAAGAGAAAGUGAAAGGCAGAAGGAAGGGACCCAGUACAACAGAGAAGAAAUUCAGACUUAUGUUACAACAGGAACAGAGUGUUGUCAGCACACCGAAAUCUGACAGAGCCAGAUCCAGACCAUUAGUGGUGAGAAUGGAUACCAAGAUGUCUCAAGAGGAAGAAAACAACGAGAUUGUUGAUGACAUUAGCAGUGAAGCAAGCAGCUGGAAUAAACUGAAGCCUAAAAGCCAGGAGUAUGCUGGUUUGAAGUGGGAAAGAGUAAAGACUAUCGUUCACAAUAAUCUGACAUCUAAAAGAACAGAUGAAAGAGUUGAUGCUACAAAGCAUCUAGGUUUACUGAGAUGUGGAGAUGCUACUGUGAUAUAUGCUUUGAAAGAAAGAAUGAAGUUAGACGAAGAACAGAGGGUUAGAUAUGAAGCUGCUAAAUCUCUUAUACUUGUGGGCUGGUGGGAAGAGGAAGUUAUACAAGUUAUACUGAAAUACCUGGUGAUAGGUAACACAGAGGUCAGACUAGACUUAAUCAGUACCAUGAUUGAUGGUAAAAAUGUCCAAUAUGUCAAUAAGUCAAUCAAUACAUUCCCAGAGCUUGUGAAAGUUCUAAGUCAUUUCUGCUGUAAUCCAGACCCAGAUGAUCAGAUUUCAUUUGAAGCUUCUGUUUUAUUGGGAAGACUCUGCGUGUCAGAUGAAAAUGCCAGAUUUAAACUGAAACAGUCAUUAGAGUUCAGCAAUGAUACACAUGUCAAAGCAAAGUCAUUGGAGAUUUUAGUGAAGCAGUUGAAUGUGACGGACAAUGAUAUAGUUCAGAGUACCCUAAAGAUGUUGAGUACAUCUUCUGUGUGGAAACAUCGCUGUCUGGCAGCAGAUCUUCUUAUAACAUUAGGCCAGAUUCAUGUUUUUGCUGAAACUAAAGAAGAAGAUGUAUACACUAUACUGGAAAGAAGGCUGUGGGAUGAUCCAACUGUUGACGUAAGAUUAUCAUCAGCCAAAGCUUUGGCAGCAUUGGGCAUGUUUUCAAAGGCUUGUGAGAAAACUGAAAAGAAUCUAGAAGAUCCAGAUGAAGAUACAAGGAGCCAAGCAGUAAUAUCUGUGGGUACGCUUGGAAUGAAAAAUGAGAGAAUUAUAAGAAUCCUGUUAGAAAUGUUAGAAUUAGAUUCCAGUGACUAUGUUAGAUUAAUGGUUGUGAGGACAUUUGUGACAUUAAAAUUAACUGACAAAAGAGUUAUGAGAGCUUUAAGAGAAAGAGAAAGGGCCGAAGGACCAUUGUCAAGAGAAUCAAAGAAAGCAAUAAAAGCACUAGAGUCCUUAGUAUCGUUAGGCAGUCCAGUGCUAGGUAGAAAGUCAUACACACCAUCCAGAAGGGCUGGUAGUUCACAAGGACAAAGUAGACUUGUACAGAGUGUGGCAUAAAAUUUCAAUCUAUUUGUAAUGUUGAAAAUUGUACUUUUAAGAGCAUCAUGACUAAUAAUCAAUUCUUUUUAAGAGUAUCAUUAGUUAACAAUUCUUGACAACAAAUUUCUGUAAACCAAUAACUUAAAUAUUUAGAAAAGCUAUGGAUACAAAUAGGGAUAAUCUAUGCUGUCUUUUGCUAUCGGUGUCCACAUUGUCCCUUUAUAACAUUACGCUUAUCUGUAACUCUUUGUGAUGGGCUUGAAAGAUAUCAACCAAACUUGAGCAGAUUCUUCUGCAGGACACAGGGUUAUGCUCCUAUUAUUUUAAGCCAAUAUGAUGUUUGAACCAUUAGUAUGAGUUUUUUACAGCAUGUCAUCUUACAGUAUUGUUAACCAAAUAUCUUUUUAAAAUCUUAAUGUACUUAAAUUCUAAUAUACAAACUGAGGUAAAUGAAAACAUAUUUCUGUGAUAAAUAUUAUUUAUACAUGUGUUGAUAUGCUUUUAUGUAGAAGAUCUCAUCUUUCAAUGUUUACUGGCCAUUGUAAUCUUUAUUUCAGGAAAAAACGCUUAACUCUUUCUGUCAGUUGUUUAUGCAGAUUUUCAGUAUCUGCAUAGACAGUUAAUCCAAAUCUUGAACUGAUUCUUUUGUCAAUCUCCACAUUUUAAACUGUGUUUACCUUUGUUCAUCAAAUGUUUUAAUUGACUAGCCAUUUGAUAUACAAGACAGAGGAAAAAAUAUGAAUGAAGAAAAUUGGCAACAAGUAAAAAGAAUAGAUAACAUGUUAUUACUUGAAUGCAAAUUUUCUGGACCAAUAUUAUAAAAUUAAUUGUGACUGUGGUAUUUAUAUCAAUUCAUUCGAUUUUCAUCAGGAACAAAGAUGACAUUUUUUGCUGAAAGUUGAAAAAGAUGAGACUUUUAAAAUUGUUUAAGAUGAAUUUAUAUUUUUACAAAGCUUUUGCUGUGAUAUUUGUGGUCAGUGCAUUUAAAUAUUUUAUAUGUUUAUGUAAUGAAUAAUUUGUAUGUAAAAUAAUAAAAGAAACAAAGAAAAGAA
Molecule: messenger RNA, 4496 nt
Organism: Mytilus californianus (California mussel)
Lineage: Eukaryota; Metazoa; Mollusca; Bivalvia; Mytilida; Mytilidae
Exons: 28
Coding region: 154-3462 (1102 amino acids)
Source: RefSeq, a predicted model, not a curated record